GGUCCAACAGAACCAUUCUAAACAGUCUGAGAGAUGGGGGACGGACACUGCUCUAGUGCGGUUUGUAUGAAAAGCUUGCGACCGUAUUGGUUGAAUGCCGAUUCACGAAAAGGAAUGUGUUUGUGGAUUAUUCCAGACAGGAAGUUUACGUCGCUGUUCGGAGCUGUGCAACGUCACAGUCAAGAAGAUUUAUAGUGCAAAAGCAAAUCAAGAGUGGAAGAGAAUACACCUUUUGGGCGAUGUAUAAGUCAUCUAACAACGAGUUCCAAUUUAUGGUGGACUCCAGUAACGGUAUGGAAUUGGUGGAUGGCUCAAUUAAAGUAAAUGAAGAUGUGGGCGGCAGGCAAAAAAGCAGGCUAUAGCAUUACACAGCGUGGAGUUACUGCUCAUUUUCUGCAUGCCAAAGGAUUUGACUGGUUACUGGAAGAAGAAGAUUUGGAUGAAGAAGAUCAGAAACCAUUACUAGAAGAAUUGGAUAUAGACUUGAAAGACAUCUACUACAAACUGCGAUGUGUUCUCUUUCCUAUUCCACAAUUUGGGUUCAAUAGGCAUAUUGUGAGAGAGAGUCCUGAUUUCUGGGGUCCACUGAUUGUUGUACUUCUCUACUCAGUAAUAUCGCUGUAUGGACAAUUCAAGGUCGUUUCAUGGAUUCUCACAAUAUGGAUCUUUGGAUCUUUUGUCAUCUUCCUGCUUGCCAGAGUUUUAGGUGGCGAGGUCAGCUACUCACAAUGCCUGGGUGUGAUUGGAUAUUCUGUGUUGCCACUUCUGAUCACAGGAACCAUCAUACCUCUUCUCAAGUCCUUUGAUUAUCUCACCACAAUAUUCAAACUACUGGGUGUGCUGUGGGCAGCUUACAGUGCAGGAUCACUGCUUUGUGUGCAAGAACUACAACAAAAGAAACCAUUAAUAUUGUAUCCGGUUUGUCUCCUCUACAUUUAUUUCCUGUCACUCUAUACUGGCGCUUGAGAUGUUCCUGUAACAUUACUAUUCCAUAAAAACUGUGUCUCUGUCAA
Haliotis rubra (blacklip abalone) is the source of this 1013-nucleotide messenger RNA. RefSeq names its product protein YIPF4-like. Lineage: Eukaryota; Metazoa; Mollusca; Gastropoda; Lepetellida; Haliotidae. Gene Ontology annotation, cellular component: membrane; trans-Golgi network. The transcript is spliced from 6 exons. The record is from RefSeq and is a predicted model, not a curated record. The coding region runs from base 325 to 966 and encodes 213 amino acids. Gene Ontology annotation, biological process: vesicle fusion with Golgi apparatus; endoplasmic reticulum to Golgi vesicle-mediated transport.